CUGGUUGCGCUCCCCCCGCCCCCUGCCGAUGGGCGGGUCCGUUUCCUCUCGGAUGCGGAUCAGAUGAUUCUGGCUGCGGACGGAUCAGACAUGGAGGUGAUUCAUCAAGAUCGGCUACAGCUCAUCACGGAGAAGAGGAAGUGGCAGACGGAGAUCGAGAACAAAAGACGCCAGCUGGAGGAUGAUCGCAGGACUCUGCAGCACCUGAAGUCCAAAGCCCUGAGAGAGCGCUGGCUGCUGGACGGGACUCCCACAGCGGGGCCAGAACAGGACGAAGUCAAGAAGCAGCUGGAGGAGGAUGAAGAAAAGACCCGGAGCCUGGAGGAGACCAUUGGCAGGCUGGAGCAGGAGCUGGUCAAGAUGGAGUCUGGGACUGGGACUCAGACUAUCUCACACAUUGCUGUGACGGCAGGAUCAGUUGAAGAUGUGGAGGUCAAAGGUCACAGCGACCUUCCUCUGGGUGGAGCUAUGCCAGCUGAUGAGAUGGUCCAAGCUCCAGCAGAGAUCAAAAUUAAAAGAAGUCCCAGAGUCUCCAGGUCAAUAGAGGCAACAGAUGAGCUGAAGAGAGCCAUGUACUCGGUGGAGAUUAAGGUAGAGCGGGACAAAGCUACAGGGGAAACCAGGGUUCUGUCCACUAACACCACACUUCCUGUUGACCUCUCCCACCAAGGUGUCAAAGUGUACGAGGACAAGCAGAAAGUGGUCCAUGAGAUGAACGGGGAAGAUGGCGUCCAUUUGCUCAGCUCUUCUGAGGUUGAAGAGCUUAUUCACAAAGCUGAUGAGGCAUCAAUGAUGUCACCGACUGUCACCACGGUGACCUCCCUCCCAACGGCGGAGGUCCAGGAUGAGCCGCUUCCUGAUAUGCCGCCACAGAUCACUGGGCUGGAGACAAAAGCCUGCGGUGAGCCGAGUGUGGCAGAGGCCAGUGCUGACAACCCGGUUACCAUGGUAUUCAUGGGGUACCAGAGCGUGGAGGACGAGGACGAAACCAAGAAGGUCCUGGGGCUGCAGGGGACGGUGAAGGCGGAGCUGGUGCUGAUUGAUGAUGCCAAUGGGAUCAUGGAUCCACCUCCUCCCGCCCUCGCCACACCACGCACCUCCUCUGCCUCGCCCACCUCCACCACACCUCCAGAGAGGACAGCAAGCAAUGGGGAGAUGGCUGGGAAAGCGGCGGGGGAGACAGUAGGGGAGACGGUGGGGGAGACGACAGGGGAGACGCCAGUGGGAGGGGUAGUGCAGGUGAAGAAGGAGAAGCAGCCGUGUAAGUGCUGCAGCAUCAUGUGACCUGUGGCACCGUGAUAAAAAGUCCACCCACUGCCCACUGCCGCUUCUAACACGACAUCAAUUCCUGAUUCCUCAUCGCCGCCAGUUUUCUAAAAGCUUUUUUACUUUUUUACCCCUCCUGUUUCAGGUGUGACGCCUCCUGUUAGCAUGCGCUUUAACCUCCACCUGCUCCGUGUCUGAGCCUGUUAACCCACAGGUGUGUUUAUGUGUACUGUAUAUAAAAGGAAAUAAAGGUGAGCUGACGGAUGGUCGACUCGUGAACCACAAGCUGAGUCUGUGUUUGUGUGGCAGGAUGAAGGCCUUUCAUUUCCUGAGAACCCGCUCAGCAGAUGUUUAAAAAUGUAAUUCAGGUCAGGCCCCUCACAAAAAGCUCAAAGCAGCGUUGUUAAACAAGGCUGCUGAUAUUCAGCUAAACUCUGAAAGGCGGGAUAAACCUCCUCUGAACUGUUCAUGGAGCUCCAGAACCAGAAAUGGAA
Menidia menidia (Atlantic silverside) is the source of this 1760-nucleotide messenger RNA. The record is from the annotation of a GenBank genome assembly. Lineage: Eukaryota; Metazoa; Chordata; Actinopteri; Atheriniformes; Atherinopsidae.